AUGAUUGCCCAGCGCGCUGGAACGACGGUGCUGCGCCGUGUGGCCGGCAAGCCGAAUACCUUCUUCUCAGCCAAUGUCGCCAAGUUCGGGCUGGCCCAGCCGCUGUCUACCACCCAGUUAAGGCCCGUGGCGACCCAGAAGAUCACUGCUGAUGAGGCCGCCGCUCUCCUCGCCAAGCAGCGCCUGAACCGCCCCGUCUCCCCGCACCUGGCCAUCUAUGACAAGCAGCAGACCUGGUUUGGCAGCUCGGCCUGGACGCGUAUCACCGGCGCCAGCCUGAGCGGCACUCUAUACCUCUUCGCGACGGCGUAUCUGGCGGCACCAAUGCUGGGGUGGCAUCUGGAGAGCGCUUCGAUCGCCGCUGCGUUCGGCGCCCUGCCCGUCGCUGUCAAGGGCGGCAUCAAGUUUCUUGCCGCCUGGCCCUUCGCCUUCCAUACCUUUAACGGCGUUAAGCACCUCCUCUACGACAUGACCAUUGGCUUCCACAGGAAGCAGAUUGUUAAGCAGAGCUGGUACCUGUGGGGUGCGUCGCUCGUGACGGGGAUGUUCCUCGCCUUCUUCCUCUAA
Molecule: messenger RNA, 567 nt
Organism: Thermochaetoides thermophila DSM 1495
Lineage: Eukaryota; Fungi; Ascomycota; Sordariomycetes; Sordariales; Chaetomiaceae
Product: succinate dehydrogenase cytochrome-like protein
Exons: 3
Coding region: 1-567 (188 amino acids)
Biological process (GO): tricarboxylic acid cycle; mitochondrial electron transport, succinate to ubiquinone
Cellular component (GO): membrane
Molecular function (GO): electron transfer activity; succinate dehydrogenase activity
Source: RefSeq, a predicted model, not a curated record